CUGCCCUGCGUUCCGACCUCGUUGUCUGUAUCGCAGGUGGAGAUGGCGGACCAGGAGAUCGCCCAGGGCCGUGACGCCUGCUUUAGGGUGAAGGUCUCCGGGGAGCCCGCGCCGUCCGUCUCGUGGUACAAGGACAACGUGUGGAUCCAUGAGGACGCUCGGCACCACGUCCGCGAGGAGGCGCGCUCCGUCUCCUCGCUCUCCGUGCUCCGGGUGGCGGCACCGGACGCCGGCACCUACAGCUGCCGGGCCGUGAACUCGGCCGGCACGCGGCAGUGCCAGGCCCGCCUGGAGGUCACAGCAGAGGCGGCGUGGGAGGAGGGCCCCGUGCGGGCCGUCACCGCCCCGGCCGCCAUUCCCCCGGCGCUGCCUGCGGACGCUGACAGCGACGAGCAGGGCGAUACGAAACUUGGGGCGGAUCCCGGAGGAGAGGGAGUCGGACCCGGAGCUGGGGGUGCUGCCCGAUUUCGCUCGGCCGCUGCUGGACCUCGAGGUGGCCGAGGGCGCCACGGCCACGUUCGAGUGCUUCGUGUCCGGCCACCCCAGGCCGGCCGUCGCCUGGUUCCGCCAGGGCCAGCGUGUCGAGCCGUCCAGCGGCGUGAUCAUGGAAGACGGUCAGUGUCGUGCUCCUCACGCGUACCGAUGUCCGGCGUGCCGUGCGCGUCGUGUACGCGUCGCGACGUCACGUCCACGUCACAGUGGCGAGUUGUUAACGACCUCGCCUGGUGUGCAGGAGGUCGUGGAUUUGAUUCUGACCCUGACGACUGCUGCUGCUGUAUAUUUGGAGAGUGCGUGUCUCUCUCUCCCCACGGUCACGUGGAUUUUUCCCCCCAGUCCUCCAGUUUUUCCUUCCACAUUUAUAACCAACACGCGUUUUAGGUCACUUCUGAAAAAGAGCUUUAGCGCUCAGUGGGCCUUACCUGGUAAAAUAAAAAAGUUUCGUUUAGUAUCACGUGGUGAUGAACGGUGCACGUGCAUCCCGAGAUCCCACCGGAGUGCUGUACAGCAAAAACCGUAAACACCAAAAGUGUUUGUGAGCGCCAAUUCGUGUCCUACGCACAUCCACAGUACACCCCUUUUCGUGGGUCCACUGCUGGAUGAGGGCCCUCCCCAUACCAAUGUGGGUCGUGAGGGUCAUUUGACCAUACUUCACCAUGCUGGCCAGUGCGGGUUAGUGAAGGCGGGGAGUGUAGAAGUUGGGGCAUAGUACAGUACAACAGUGGGUUUUGCGUAACCGCCCAUCCGCUGACAACGUGACCCCGCAGCAUCCCACGCCGCCUGUAUUGCGCGCGACGGUCGCCCAUCCGAGGGCUAUCCAGGCUCCGUCCCGCUCAGCCCCUGAUACGUGCCGACACCGGACGUGGGCCGUGUGCUCUGGCCCUGGACCCCGCGCUCUCGGCAUC
Molecule: messenger RNA, 1403 nt
Organism: Petromyzon marinus (sea lamprey)
Lineage: Eukaryota; Metazoa; Chordata; Hyperoartia; Petromyzontiformes; Petromyzontidae
Source: RefSeq, a predicted model, not a curated record